CCGAAAGCAUCCGUGGCAGAAAGUAGUCCGUAAACUACGCAACUGUUUUGGCCCUCGAGUUCCGGAAAGCGUCGGUAGCCAUUAGGGCUCUCCGCAGGAGGUGCCGACGUCUUCGCCUGCUCGGGUCGCUAUCCCGACUGAGUAGUCGCCGCCUACAUCGGAUUUGGCGAAGAAGAAGAAGAGGAAAAAAGUGCGUGUGUCGUGUGUUGUGCACCGUCGGAGUGGUGGUGGCAGUGGUGGUGCCUGCGGCGGCGGCCGCAGCGCAGGAUGGCUCCGACUAGUUCAGCGCUGUCUCCUUGUGGUCACCGGGACUCGCAUCGGUGAUCGCACGACGGCAACAUCACCACUGACGUGUGCCUAAGCCUACAAGUGUGUGUGGUUUCGGCUCCGGCCGCGCACGUUGCUCGGCUGUCGUGCAAUCGGGCACGAAGAAUGAUGGAUUCCUCGAGACAUCCAGCGGGGCCCAUCGACCGGCCGCGGUGAAUCCAGCGGCCAAUGCCUGGGACACGUCGUCGCUGCUGUGGCUGCCGGACAUGCUGAGGGGCAACAGGCAGCCGAAGGAGCAGCCUGACGAGUGUGGCGAGCCAAGCCGAAGGCCGUGCAAGGCCAGGCAGCAGCAGCCGCCACCGCCGCCCUCGGUGCGACAGCCGGCCGCUCGUCGCCGCACGCCGCCUGAUGGCGGCCCCAGUCGGCGGCCGGCGGCCAGCUCGACUCGCGCUAGACCCGAACCGGCGGUGGCGGCGCGAGGUUUUCGCUACGUGACGGUGCAGCAGCAGCAGCGCCGUACGGCGCCCCGGCGAGCCAUCGAGCUGGAGGACACCGCAGUGGUGGACUCCUCUGCAGUGGUGGAUGAUGAGCGGCGUGACAGUGCGCCGUUGGUGAUGGUGCGUGAUGGUGAUGACACUCUUGUGCUUGAGAGUAGGCCCGAGGACGGUGCCGCUUUGGAAAAAGCCGCAUCGGCCAUCGUGGUCAACGCUGAUGAGGACGUCCAGGCCAGGGACACAUCGCCCGAUGGCCGCUUUCUUAAGUUUGAGGAAGAAAUUGGCCGUGGAUCCUUCAAGACCGUGUACAAGGGGUUGGACACUGCCACGGGGGUGGCAGUCGCCUGGUGUGAAUUGCAGGAACGUCUCAACAAGAGUGAGCGGCAGCGCUUUCGUGAGGAGGCCGAGAUGCUGAAGGGCCUCCAGCACCCCAAUAUUGUGCGCUUCUUCGACUACUGGGAGGUGAACACAGCCAAGCGCAAGUUCCUGGUGCUCAUCACGGAGCUCAUGACGUCGGGCACGCUCAAGACAUACCUACGCCGCUUCAAGAAGAUUAACAUGAAGGUGCUCAAGUCGUGGUGCCGUCAAAUUCUCAAGGGCCUGCACUUCCUGCACUCGCGGCCGCCACCCAUCAUUCACCGGGACCUCAAGUGUGACAACAUCUUCAUCACCGGCACCACUGGCUCAGUCAAGAUUGGAGACCUGGGGCUGGCCACCCUCAAGAACCGCUCGUUUGCCAAGAGUGUCAUUGGCACUCCCGAGUUCAUGGCCCCUGAGAUGUAUGAAGAACACUAUGAUGAAUCUGUGGAUGUGUAUGCCUUUGGCAUGUGCAUGCUGGAGAUGGCCACAUCGGAAUACCCUUACUCGGAGUGCAGCGGGCCGGCCCAGAUUUACAAGAAGGUCACCACGGGUGUACGGCCCCAGUGCUUUGACAAGGUGGAGAGUGCCGAGCUACGAGACAUCAUCGGCCAAUGCAUACGGCUCAAGAAAGAGGAAAGGCCAACUGUCAAGGAGCUCCUGCAGCUGGACUUCUUCCAGGAGGACAUGGGCCUGAAGGUCGAAUUUGUGAACCGUGAGGAGAGCCUGGCAGGUGGUGCUGACAAAGUGGAGCUGCGGCUGCGUGUGCUGGACCCCAAGAAGCGCAAGGACAAGCACCGCGAGAACGAGGCCAUCCAGUUUGAGUUCCACGUGGAGAAUGACAACCCGGACGAGAUAGCCAAGGCCAUGGCCCUGACGGGCAUCAUAAUGGAAGAGGACGCCCGCAUUGUGGCCAUGCUCAUUCGAAACCAGAUUGCUGCCCUGGUGCGAGACCGGCAGCACCUACAGGUGCCUCCUACCACGCUGGUGACUCAAGCUACGUCACCCCAGGCUGGGGCUGUGCAAUCACCACAGCAGCCAGUGGCUGACGUUCAUACCGAGGCAGCCGACAUGAGUGAGCAGGGCACACAGCCACCUGCCCACAUUGUGCCUUUAAGCAUUGCUGAGAGCGCCCUGUCAGCUGAAGGCUCUCCAGAAGACACCCUCCAUGCGCCUCCAGUGGAUUCGGCCCACCGCACAGUGCCCCUGCAGAGUGCCUUCGUGCCCCUCGUUGUGGCCUCGAUGGCUGGCCAGCAGCCUCCCACACAGCAACCACAGUAUGCAAGCGUCGUUCCGGCAGUGCCCGUCACCUCCCACACAAGUGCAACCCCUCAGGCUACGACGCAGGUUUCAGCAGCGCCUCCUCCGCAGCCAGCACCACCGAGUGGAGCAGCGACGGAUGCACAGCAGCAGCAGCCGGCUGCGCAGGUAGGAGGUCGUGUGCGUCCACCACCACUGAGCGAGCUUCCCCGAUUGGUGCAACUGGUCAGGGGCAGCCCCCAGAGCCCUGCCAUCCUAGUGUCCCCCCCGCGAUCAUUUACGCCGGUCCCAGCGUGUGUUGCCAAUGGUGACGUGUUUGCACCGAGCGCAUUUGAGCUGUUGCCGCCACCCGCGCGCCGCAACUCACGCCAGCUGGUGGCGUCUGCACGCUCGCUAUCGGCCAAUGACCUGAGCGCCAGCUGCGCUGCACUGGAGCCGCGUCGAGAAGUGGGAACGUCGCUGGAUGCAGAACGGCUCGAAGCGACACUGCUGGGCCGUGAGAUGGAGCAGUCGUUUCGUGCGUCGGGCCGCCGAAUCAUGGCACAGGGUGUGACAACCAUAGCCAGUGUGCGUGGGGGCAGCCUGGUGAGGAGCACCUUUUCUGCCGAGGCAGCCAGCCGCAAGCUUUCAGUGCCCGACCCUCCGCCAGCAUCGGCAGUGCCCCUGGCCCGUCCUGCAUCGUGCCACCAGCUGAGCACCAUCCUGGCAGGCAGUGCCAAGGAUGAACUCCAGUCUUUGGCUCACGACGCGGAAACCAUGCAGUCCCCACCGACAGUCAUUUCAACCCAGCUCUACGAUGACCUGCGUGGUGACAGUGCAUCUGCUCUGGACUCUGCAAGCGAGGCAAGUGACCUGACCGACUCGAGUGCACGAGAGAAGGCACGCAAGAAAGUGACCAAGCGACGACGAGUGGCCCAGGUGGAGCAGCGCUGGCCUCGUCUGCUGGUCCUCUCGGUCGAAAGCGGCUCGGUGGUCGAGUGCCAACUCGAGUCGUCCAAGGGGAAGACAGUGACCUUCAAGUUUGAUAUACACGACAUGUUUCCACGGGACAUUGCCAACAACCUGGUGGUGACAAAUCUGCUUGCUGAGCAGCAUGCAGACAUGUUUGUGGAGCAGGUGCAGGACAUUGUGCAGCAGCUGAAGGAGCACCCAGAGCGACUGCCCAUUGUGUCCAGCCAACCCACUGAUGGGCGGCUCAGCUUCGAAAACAUGGAGAACAGCAGCAUUAUGCCAGCAGCCAUCCGUCCUGCUGACAAGGAAUUGAGCGAGCCACCUGGGUCGUGUCAGGGUUCACCAGUGCGCCAGCUCAAGCCAUUGACAGCUCAACUUCAGCAGGCUGCCACUACUGGUCAUUUGGCACCGAGUCCUGUGGAGGAGCAGGCGCCCACAUUGUUCCCGCCCUUGCAAAGCAGCCCUCCAGUUGUUGCCAUGGUACAGCCUCCUACGCCAGUCACCAAGGUGGUUCCUGAAGGGGAUUCCAGCUCACGGUUGGGGUCGCCCUGCGGGGACGACACACAGACUCCACUGAGCUGCUCCUCCUCCGUGGCCAUGGCUGCUAAUGCCACCCCUCCCUCCUCUUCCAUGGCUAGUGCUCCACAUGGGGAAGCGCGGCCAGCAGCAGCAGCAGCAGCAGCAGCAGCAGACGCAGCCACACCCCACACCACCCCGCACGCAUUGAGCAGCGAGAACAGCUUCUCUGAGCCAGAGCCUGGAGGCGCACUUCCCCAACAAGCGUACACCGUUGUCUCAGAUCUGGGCCACUUGCAGCAGAAGUUGGUGGAGCUGACCACCCCAUGCACUCACUCAGCCACAGACACUGGGUUAGGCGAGAGCCCUGCAGCCAACGUGGCCACUCCUGUUGAGCCAGCAGCUCCUGCUUCACCCAAGCAUGUGGCAGCACACAGUGUGGCAGUGUCUGUGGCUGCUGUGUCAACAACCCCUGCUGUAGUGACAGUGGCACCAUCCAGCUCGCGGCCUUCAUCAGUGCCACCUGAGCGCAAGCCUGCAGUAGCCACCAACCUGGAGGACUUGAAGCUGGAGCUGCAGAAAUUGCACGGCAACACCAUGAAGAGUAACAUUGAGCAAGGACUUCAGGCCAUAUUCUCACAGAACACAGUGGUCCCUGUGCUGACACCUGCACACUCACAGCCACAGGUGCCUCCACUUUCAGCAUUUGCAGAGCACCCAGCCACUGUCUCGCAUUCUGUUGGGGCCGUCAUGCCACAGGCACCGUCAGCAGCAGCAGUCUUGUCGGCCCAUUCAGCAGGCCAGAUUUCUUCUGAUGCUGGCAGCAACAUUCCAGUAGUGGCAGCAGCAGGCAAUGCAGCAGCAGCCACCACCACAUUGCCUGUGUCGGCACCCUGCACCAUGCUGGAACCAGCUGUAACUCGGCCACAAGGCAUACCUCUUGAACAGCCGCCUGCAUCCUCUACUGCUGGGCCACCUGCAGCAGGUCGCUUUUCCCGCUUCCAUGUGACCCCUGUGCGUGAUGACCCUCUCCUUGGGAGUUCAGCCAGCCUGCCAUCGACGCCAUCAUCGUCUUUUACCCUGACCCCAACGCCGUCUGCGACCACUGCUCCUUCGGUCAUUGUGGUAGAGGCACCCACUGUUGCCACAACAGCCACCUCACCCAUUCCACCGAUGCCUCCAGCAUCGACAACCACGUGCCCCCACGAAACAACAGUUGGCAACCACGUCGAUGGGGAAUUGACCCGUGGUGGCUAUGUGGUAAGCACAGCCACUCAAACCAGCAGCACCGAGAUGAAAGCACCACCUGUGCCAGUAAGCUGUGGUCGCUUCCAAGUGACCACAGUCGUGGACGAUGUUGCAGCCACUGGUCUGGUAGCCAAGCAAAAACCACCAAUCGUUGACCUUGAUGAGCAUACCAAGUGGCAGCCCUCGCCCCCUCCGCUCUCUCGCCACACACUGCACCCUGAGCGGCCACCUGCCCGAGGUCGUCUUGCUGCGCAUCUCUUCAGCCAUGACUCCUCGUGUCAAACACUGGACGACAGCCCUGAUCCCUAUGCCACAUUCCCAUACGGUGCAGAGAGGCACUUUGACACAUCCCUUGAACUUGCCCUGGCCAAGAUUAUGCGUGGCUACCUGCGUUCUUCUGACUCUGGUGGCGACCUUUCGUCCCUGUCACAAGCCUCUCUGGAGUCACUGCCCCCGGCCAGUGAGGCGUGGAAAGUGCGCGUGCAUGUGCGCGAUGCCGAGGUGCAGACGGAGCGGCCGGUGCACAAGAAUGCCUGUGUGGGCACCCUGUCUCCCCAGUCGCGGCGUUUCCUGCUUUCCUUGGAGCCCCCGACCCUGGCCAAGGCACGCAGCCUAUCCUCCCUGAGCCCCAAGGAAGGCUGUGAGCGCUGUGCAGGCCUGAGCCCCGCAGCGUCCCCACCCUGGAGCUCCUCACCCUGCAGCUCACCACCACUGCAGCGCCACUGCAGUGCUCCACGCGCAAUCCCAGUGGGCAGUGCCGAGAGAGCACGUGGCACAAGCCUGGUUGACUGUGGGCGCAGCCUGUCCUUGAGCCAGUUCUUGGCAGCUCUCACCUCGGACAGGGAACCCGAAGAACCAGAUGACCCGGAGGAAUUCCUCAAGCAGCUACUAGCACGGCAGCAGCGUGAGCGAGAGGACUUGGAGAAUCGGCAUCGUCGUGAACUGGAGUGGUUGCGGCAGUGUCUUCGAGGGGCAGCGUGGCCACUGUGUGAUGCACCCAAUGGAGCAGGGCCACCUGCACGCCUGGUGCCACAUUCGCAGUCGGCACCACACUUCCUCCCACGUCACAUGCCACCUCUGUCACCUGAAUGGCACAGUCCUCCUCCGUUGCACAUGGCCUCCCUGGAACAACGAGGAGGCCUUCAUCGUUCCAACUCCGAGGGCCUCCCAACUGAGCCCCAUGGGGCCAGGGGCCGCACUCGAACCCUCACCGAUGACCUUCUCAGGUUGGUCCAGCUGAAUGGGGCAGUGCGGACGUCGUGCCCAACGUCCCUCAGCCCAGAGCCCAAACCGACGCUUCACCAGCUGAUGCAGCAGAGGCACAGCACAGUGGCCUUGAAGGAUGGGCCCCCCGUGUUCCCACCAAACCUGCAGUUCGGACGAGGCAUGCAUCGUCACCAGUGAAAGUGGUUGUUGCACUUCAAGCGCAGCGGUGCAAUAUCUUUGAACACCUUUCCUUGGCAGCCACAAAAGAAAAUUUCACUGCUCUCUUAUGCACUUUUUGUGCAGGAGUGUUUGCAGCAGAGCUUUGGGUAGUCAGGGGAAAAUGAAUUCCUCUACCACCACCAUUCCCGCACUGCUUUGGGGUGCUCGCUUGUUUGCGGGGCUGCAUUGUUUAUUGUUCCUCUGCAAUGUAGAUCAGCUCUUGCCUGCAGUCACUCACUUUUUAUUGGGUGGCCUUCUCAAGAACAAGAAAUGUGCUUUAAGUUCAGUGCUUUGAUGGAGAGCCUUUCCUUGAGCCUCAGAGCAGAAUGCGAUAACUUUCCAAGAAAGUGGUCUCCCUUUCUGUUAUUGGCAAAUCUGCUGCACGUGACAAAGGAUUGGAUGAACAGGCACCUUGAUAGAUAUGAGCAGUUGUUCCCAAUUAACUUAAAAGGAGAUACUGGUGAAAUCCUCCUCCUCCACAACGGAGUGGAGGAGCAGUCUUCCGUGAAAGUCAUGAUGUUUUUAGGUGUCCCAUUUUUAUCUCUUUCUUCAUAGUAUGCGAUGUUGGAGCGACUGUCCUGUGAGUGAAUGGUGGCCGAUGUGAGAGGAGGACAUGUGAGUGAGUGAUGACCACAGAUGUGAAGACAUCAUGGCACCUAUCCUUAUUUACUCUUUUAUUGCUGCAAGCAAUUUUUCUGGUGCUGUGGCAGCAGCAACUGGACAUUUAUUAGAAUGCUUGCUUAAGGAUGUAGAGAAAAAAUGCGACUUUCUAGGUAAUAUUCGUACAUAUUUAAUAAUAAAAAGAAUGCUGUAUAC
Rhipicephalus sanguineus (brown dog tick) is the source of this 7334-nucleotide messenger RNA. RefSeq names its product serine/threonine-protein kinase WNK4 (gene Wnk). Lineage: Eukaryota; Metazoa; Arthropoda; Arachnida; Ixodida; Ixodidae. Gene Ontology annotation, molecular function: chloride channel inhibitor activity; ATP binding; potassium channel inhibitor activity. The record is from RefSeq and is a predicted model, not a curated record. The transcript is spliced from 24 exons. Gene Ontology annotation, biological process: intracellular signal transduction; positive regulation of sodium ion transmembrane transporter activity; positive regulation of potassium ion import across plasma membrane. Gene Ontology annotation, cellular component: cytoplasm. The coding region runs from base 534 to 6497 and encodes 1987 amino acids.